Molecule: messenger RNA, 905 nt
Organism: Cuscuta campestris
Lineage: Eukaryota; Viridiplantae; Streptophyta; Magnoliopsida; Solanales; Convolvulaceae
Source: the annotation of a GenBank genome assembly
CAGUUCCAUUCCCGAUGAAUAUACGCCCGCAGCAAACCAGUAGUCAAUGCCAGCUUCUCUGAUUGGCGCCAACGCAAUGAGGCUGGAGAAUCCCGAGCCGCCCAUGUGUAACGCGAUCGCCGCCUCCGGCCCCGCCGGGGAGACUUCGCCCGCAGCCGAGGUUGACGGCGCCGACGAGGGACUCUUAGUGCCGCCGCUGAAUUUCGCCAUGGUGGAUUACGGCGUCUUCCGUUCCGGAUUCCCCGAUCCUUCCAACUUCCCGUUCCUGCAAACCCUAGGCCUCCGCUCUAUUAUAUGUUUGUGUCCUGAACCGUAUCCUGAGGCGAAUCUGGAGUUCCUCAGUUCGAAUGGGAUUCAGCUUUUCCAGUUCGGCAUCGAAGGAUCAAAGGAGCCAUUUGUAAACAUUCCAGUGGAUAUGAUACGGGAAGCACUAAAAGUCGUCCUUGAUGAAAAGAAUCAUCCGCUGCUUAUUCAUUGUAAAAGGGGAAAGCACCGUACAGGUUGUGUGGUGGGGUGCUUGAGAAAGAUACAGCGAUGGUGCCUCACGUCCAUUUUUGACGAGUACCAGAGGCAUGCUGCCGAAAAGGCUAGGGUCUCAGACUUGCGAUUCAUAGAGCUGUUUGACUUCAACCAGCCAACACAAUUCAUUUCAUGCUCAAAGAAUUGACGAUUAGAUUGAAGAAAUGAGAAUGCAAGAAGGAUUUAAAAAGAAGAAGAGUUACUGGUACAAGUGACUGGACCUUCUAACUAACACAUGGCUCAAGAUCACUCCAAAUGGUGGGAUCCAUGUUUUGUUUUUGGUACAUAAUAAAAGAAGGUUAAAAUCUCAAGCCUACACGUUUUAUUUUUUUAUUUAGGAUGUGCACAUCAUUGGUGUUAGACUUCUAAUCCAUUUUGCCUGGUAG